AGAAAAUAAAAAAAAAAAAAGAAUGCGUCUUAUUGGUUUUUUUACAUUAUCUGCUUUAGCUCAAAUCACAUUGGCAGCUCAUUUCAAAGUGAUUGCUCCUGGUGGUAAAACUGUACAAGUUUCUGUAAAUGGAAAGAAUACACCUUUGACAGCACCUGAUGCCGAUGUACCCUAUUUCAUUGGUGAUGCUGAUGCUGGUUCAAAUUCAAGAUAUAAGUAUAUUGUUGAUGGUCAACCUGAAUCAUUUGAUCGAACAUUGACUAGCGCUUCUACUCUCAACGAUAUCUAUGAACGUCCUGUUACUUAUGCAAACAUUCCUGAAUUACCCACUAUUAUUGGUCAAAAAGAUUGGACACGUGCUAUUGAACCUGGACCCAUUUGGGAUGUCAACUAUAUUCCAUCCGUCUUUGUCAAUGCAAAUCCUUCCGAUGUGAAAAGUUUGAUCAAAGGUCUAAGUGAUAAGAUCUAUAAAGCCAAAAUUACCAUCAUUGAUGCUAAUGAAGUUCAUACCUUUGAAGGUGCCGACUUCCAACUUCACAAACCAGGCAAAAAACACAAUAAUGCAAAGCAAUCAUGGAAAUGGAAAUUACCACAAGAGCUUAAUGGACGUAACUUUUUCAAGAUUCGACAUAUGGAAGAAGAUCCUACACAAAUUCGGGAAAAAUUAUACGCUGAUGUACUUCGUGCUAUGGGUACAUAUGCUCCUCAAGCCAAUAUGAUUAGAUUCUUCAUCAAUGGUCAAAGUAUGGGUACAUUUAACAUGUUAGAUGAUAUUCCAAAUUACUCUUAUAUUCAAGCGGUCCUGUUUGGCGGUAAACUUCCUGAACAAGAAGGUCCUCUCUUUGACGGUGCAUCUGGUGCUAGUUUUAUGGAUGAUGAAGAAAACUUGGAUGCAUUUAUUCCUGCUCCAGGUUCAACAAUGAACAAGGAUAUGAUUGAACAUGUGACGGAAGAUUUGGAAGGUCUUAAUGUGCAAGAUGAUGCUGCGGUGGCCAAUUUUGCAAAAUUGUUUGAUGUGGAUCAAUUCUUACGCUUCAUGGUUAUGGAAUACUUGGCUUGUCACUGGGAUGGCUACUGGCAAGAACAAACAAACAUUGGUGUUUAUGAAGAUGUCUCGAACAAUAUGCUUUAUUUCCUUGGACAAGACUUUGAUGCUACUUUUGGUGUUAAUAUCCCAUAUGACAAAUCAUUCGUCAAGGUACCUUACACAGAUUAUCCUAGCAAGUUCCCCAAGGCUGUGAUGAUCAACAAAUUAUUGGAAAAUGCCAAAAUCAAGGCUACUUUUGAAUCAUAUAUGAAAGCGACUGUCACCAAGGUCUUCAACAAUGAUACAUUGACUAAUCGUGUUUUGAAAUAUCAUGAAUUUAUUUUGCCUGAUUUGAAAUGGGAUCGUAGUAUUGAACAGGAAUCAAAAGGGAUCAACUUUGGAUGGACUUUUGACCAAGUGACUGAAAACCUCUGGCAUGGUGUGCAAGCGCCUAAUCAUAAUGGUGGUGGUGCUGAUUGGGGUCUGAUCGAAUAUAUCGCUACCAAAUCAAUCUCUGUCGCCCAACAACUUGGUGUGGCCUUGAAUUGAUUCUUCUUUGUUUUGGAUUCCUUCCCUGAUUCC
Messenger RNA from Halteromyces radiatus, 1609 nucleotides. RefSeq names its product coth protein-domain-containing protein. Bases 23 to 1576 code for a protein of 517 amino acids. The record is from RefSeq and is a predicted model, not a curated record. The transcript is spliced from 4 exons. Lineage: Eukaryota; Fungi; Mucoromycota; Mucoromycetes; Mucorales; Cunninghamellaceae.